AAAAGUUCUUCCUUCCGACAGGACACAAACGAAGUCCGACAGAAAAAGUUCUUCCUUCCGACAGGACACAAACGAAUGUCCGACGUCCCACCAACCGAGCCGAUUCCCAAACCAGAAGAACCGACAGCCCCAGCGCCACAACAGUCUCCUCAGCAAGUCCCUCACCAAAUUACUACAAUUUCCACCUCAAGGUUACUACCAAUUUCCACCUCAAGGUUACUACCAAUUUCCACCUCAAGGUUACUACCCCCACAAGGCUUCCCGAACUACCCUCCUCCUCAGCCUAUGCCUUACU
Molecule: messenger RNA, 295 nt
Organism: Trichomonas vaginalis G3
Lineage: Eukaryota; Parabasalia; Trichomonadida; Trichomonadidae
Exons: 1
Source: RefSeq, a predicted model, not a curated record